ACUCUAUAUAGCUGUUGAUAAUUACACUUAACUCUAUAUAGCUGUUGGAAUCUAUUAAAAGUCCAUACGCUUCUCCUUCCUUCCAUUCGUAUUCGUAGCAUCUCAGCUUUGUCGCUUUAUGCUCUCAACCCAACCCAACCCAACGGUCCCAACCCAACCCUUUAAUAUCUCUCUCCCCCUCUCUCUCUCUCUCUCUCUCUCUCUCUGCCUAAUUUCAUUCAAGUUAUGGCUUCCUCAUCUCCACCUUCCACUUAUAAUCUGAAAGGAGGUGGUGAUCAGCAUAUCAUACCCACUGAUCAGAACGUUCUGCAGAAACAUGUUGCAUUCUUUGAUAGGAAUCACGACGGCAUAGUUUAUCCUUCCGAAACUUUUCAAGGUUUUCGUGCUAUUGGCUGUGGUUUUUUUCUCUCCACAUUCGCUGCCGUCUUCAUCAACGUGGGUCUCAGCCGGAAAACCCGUCCUGGAAAAUCUCUUUCUCUGCUCUUUCCAAUUGAGGUUAAGAAUAUUCAUAGAGCCAAACAUGGGAGCGACUCUGGCGUCUAUGACAGUGAAGGAAGGUUUGUUCCUGGGAAGUUCGAAGAGAUUUUCAGCAAGCAUGCUCGUACAAAUUCCAACUCUUUAACAUCAGAUGAACUGAUGGGGAUGCUGAAGGCUAACAGGGUUCCCAAGGACUACGCAGGAUGGUUAGCUAGCUGGACAGAAUGGAAGAUCCUGUAUAUUCUGUGCAAGGACAAGAAUGGAUUACUGCCAAAACAAACGGUCAAAGCUGUCUAUGAUGGAAGCUUGUUUGAACAGAUGGAGAAGGAAAGAUCAUCGUCCAAGAAGAAAGCGUAAUCUAAUUUUGUUGUCUAAAUAAAUGCAUGCUAGCUGGUUUGCUCGUCUGGUCUAGCUGGGGCCUGAUGGGAUGGAUCAAGAAGAACAACAACGUAGUUUAAAUGUGUCAAUUCAUAUUGCUUCAAAUUAAUGUUGAAUGGAGUUCAAAUGUGUGGAGAGUUUGAUGUUGAUUAGUGUUCGUUUGAUGUUGUAAUGUUCUUAUAAUUAGUUUCAUAUUUUCAUCGUGCCGCCAUUGCAUGUAUUAUGUAUAUGUUGUAUUAUUAUAAACAUGCGCAAUGUUCUUGCUUA
Messenger RNA from Alnus glutinosa, 1122 nucleotides. RefSeq names its product probable peroxygenase 4. The coding region runs from base 226 to 834 and encodes 202 amino acids. Lineage: Eukaryota; Viridiplantae; Streptophyta; Magnoliopsida; Fagales; Betulaceae. The transcript has 7 exons. Gene Ontology annotation, molecular function: calcium ion binding; monooxygenase activity. The record is from RefSeq and is a predicted model, not a curated record.